AUGGAGUUCCCCGACCAGCCAUCUCCAUCGCCCCCGGAUUCCCCAAUCGCGGACCGGCCACCAUCACCUGAACUUCCACUUACUAUGACUGCGUCUGCCGUGCUCACAGCAUUACCUCGCGAUGCUAGUUCAGCACUUGCUAGCGCAGGCGAGUUCGAUCAAGAAAAGAUCCUCGUUCGCUUUAGAGCUGUUGGAUCUACUCCACAGUUGAAGCGCGAGGUCCGACAAAUAAGCGCAACACAAAAAUUCGAGGCCGUUGUAUCUCACCUGCGCAAGGCUCUACGGCUUAAUUCUACCGAUGGUCUUUUCCUCUAUGUAAACAGUUCAUUCGCCCCCGCGCUUGACGAGAUCGUCGGCAACUUGCAUAGAUGUUUUAAAGAUUCGAAUGAUCAAUUAAUCGUGGUUUAUUCAAUCACACCCGCAUUUGGAUGA
Messenger RNA from Hypoxylon trugodes, 432 nucleotides. RefSeq names its product ubiquitin-like autophagy protein Apg12. NCBI's taxonomy places the organism in Eukaryota, Fungi, Ascomycota, Sordariomycetes, Xylariales, Hypoxylaceae. Gene Ontology annotation, biological process: nucleophagy; autophagy of mitochondrion; C-terminal protein lipidation. The record is from RefSeq and is a predicted model, not a curated record. The transcript has 2 exons. The coding region runs from base 1 to 432 and encodes 143 amino acids. Gene Ontology annotation, cellular component: Atg12-Atg5-Atg16 complex; cytoplasm; phagophore assembly site membrane.